AUGACCGGGUUAUUCAGAAAGGUGUACGACUGGCUGAUGCGCACAUUUUGGGCUCAGGAAAUGGAAGUCACCGUGGUGGGCUUGCAAAACGCUGGCAAAACAUCGCUUCUUCGUGUCCUAUCCGGAGGAGAGUUCACUGUCGAUUCGAUACCGACAGUCGGCUUUAACCUGAAAAAGGUGCAGCAUGGGCACGUGCUAUUAAAGUGCUGGGAUCUCGGUGGCCAGCCGCGAUUCCGUUCGAUGUGGGAGAGGUAUUGCCGUGGCGUCAACGCCAUUGUCUUCAUCGUCGACAUUGCCGACUUGCCGCAGAUCCCCGCCGCAAAGGAAGAACUGCACUCGUUGAUGAGCUGCCAUUCUCUUGGCGGAACUCCCCUGCUCGUGCUCGGUAACAAGUCGGAUCUUCCAAAUAAAAUGUCGGUUGACGAUUUGAUUGACUCCCUCGACCUCAAGGCGAUACAAGGACGCGAGGUGUGCUGCUAUGGCAUUAGUGCCAAAGAAGAGACAAACCUAGACGCCGUGGUUCAGUUUCUCGUCAAAUGGGCAGGGCGGUAG
Messenger RNA from Beauveria bassiana ARSEF 2860, 552 nucleotides. Its product is annotated as ADP-ribosylation factor 1. Gene Ontology annotation, biological process: protein transport. Lineage: Eukaryota; Fungi; Ascomycota; Sordariomycetes; Hypocreales; Cordycipitaceae. Bases 1 to 552 code for a protein of 183 amino acids. The record is from RefSeq and is a predicted model, not a curated record. The transcript is spliced from 4 exons. Gene Ontology annotation, cellular component: lysosomal membrane. Gene Ontology annotation, molecular function: GTP binding; GTPase activity.